This is a messenger RNA of Lathyrus oleraceus (garden pea), 1200 nucleotides long. RefSeq lists its product as uncharacterized. Lineage: Eukaryota; Viridiplantae; Streptophyta; Magnoliopsida; Fabales; Fabaceae. The record is from RefSeq and is a predicted model, not a curated record. The transcript is spliced from 2 exons. Bases 1 to 1200 code for a protein of 399 amino acids.
AUGUUAGCUCAAUUUGACCCAAUCAUCCAAGAACAUGUUAGAUGUGUUACAACUCAAAAAGUUCAUAUUCAUUAUCUUGGGCGUAACAUACAGAAUGAGUUGAUUUCAUUGCUUGGUUCUGCGAUUAAAAUUGAAAUCAUUAGAAAAAUCAAACAGGAAAAGUAUUUUUCAAUGAUACUUGAUUGUACUCCUGAUGUUAGUCACCAAGAGCAGAUAUCUUUGAUAAUAAGAUAUGUGGAUAUUUCUUCAGCUUCUGUUAGUAUUGAGGAAUCAUUUUUAGGAUUCUUGAAUGUGAAUGAUACAAGUGGUCAGGGGCUUUUUGAUGUUUUACAAAAUGAAUUGAAAGAACUUGGUCUCGACCUAUUUGACGUGAGAGGGCAAGGUUAUGAUAAUGGGUCCAAUAUGAAAGGAAAACACCAAGGUGUGCAAAAGAGAUUUUUAGACAUAAAUCCGAGAGCCUUUUAUACUCCCUGUGGUUGUCAUAGUCUUAAUUUGGCAUUGUGUGAUAUGGCUAACUCUUGUAUUAAAGCUAGGAAUUUUUUUGGAGUUGUUCAACGCAUUUAUACAAUUUUUGCCAAUUCUACUAAGAGAUGGCAAUUUUUGAAAGAUAAUGUAAAAGGGUUGACUCCAAAAUCAUUGUCAUCCACUCGUUUGGAGAGUUGUGUAGAAAGUGUCAAAGCUAUAAGAACUCAAAUGUUAGAAUUUACAGAAGCUUUGCUUGAAGUGUCAGAAAAUGAUCUUGAUCCUAAAAUACAAAAUGAAGCUAAAUCCUUAGCAACAAAUGAGCUUGUAUCUGCAAUUAAUUCUGUUCGCAAACUUUUACAGGAAAAGGAUAUGCUUAUUGAUGUUGCUAUGCAAAAAAUUAAGGGGUUGAUUUCGUAUUUUGAGGGAUAUAGAGAAACAGGUCUUUAUAAGGUAUUGAUUAACGCUAAGGAAAUUGCGGUGGAAUUGAAUAUUUCCCCAAUAUUUCCUCAAAGGUGUAUAAUUAAAAGAAAAAGGCAAUUUGAUGAGAAUUUGAAUAUCCCAUCAGUCGAGCUAUCAGAAGAAGAAUCAUUCAGGGUUAAUUAUUUUCUUUACCUUGUUGAUCAAGCUGUUGUUUCUCUUAAUAAGAGGUUUGAGCAAUACCAAGAGUAUGAAAGUAUUUUUGGUUUCUUGUUUACUUCUCACAAGUUACAAUCAUUAGAUGAUGCAGCUUUGUAG